AUGCAUUUCUCUCAAGGAAAUAAUACUUUUGCACUAAGUUCUUUGCAGUCAUCUGCUAGUGCUUAGGUAAAUAGAUAAUAGGAUAUUGCUAAAGAUAAUAGUGUUCUUUAGUCAUCAGAAAAAUUACAUCAAACUUAUAUUCAGCUAUGUUAGGAGCGAGGACAAUAAAUAGAUAAGAUCUUAAUAUUUUAGAAUAUGAAAAUAAGAGAAAAAAAUUGGGUAGAAAUAGAGCUCGAUAGAGAAAUAGGAAUUGAAAUGUUUAGAAUUAUAUGCGAGGUCAUCAGAAUGAAUAAAUUUUAUGUCAGUUUAAGAGCAAAGAAUUUCGAUUUAGGUCAAAAUCACUUUCAGGUCAUAGAAUCUUUAAUAAAAGACAAGCUGAUUGAGCUAUCGAUGAACAAUUGCAACUUAAGUACAAAUAUGUUAUCAAUCUUAAGUAGCUUGAUUAAAAGUAAGCAGUGCAAAAUGUAAAAGUUGAAAAUUAUUAACAACAAUAUUGGAUAUGAUGGAGCUUGUAUACUUCAAGAUUGUCUAAGUCACCACAAGUACUUGAAAUAUAUUUACAUAGAAUAUUGUUCUAUAGACAACCAAACAAUAAGUCAAAUUAUGAAUGCAGCUGAAACUAUUCAGAAUCUUCAAUUCAUUUCUUUAGAAGGAAAUAAAUUAGAGUAUAUCGGUCUAUAAAUUAUCCUUGAAACAAUGAAAAGAAAUACUAAUAUUAAGUAGCUUUAUAUCCGCAACAAUCCUAUUGGGGAUGAAUCUAUCAACUUGUUCAAGUAAGAGUUCUUCACUUUUUCUGAUAUAGAUUUUUCUAAUUGCAUGUUGACAUUCAUUGGUAUAAAUGAUCUAACAAAGACAAUUAUGAUCAGUGAAGAAUUCAAGAAUUGUUGCAAUAGCUUAAAUCUUAGCAAUAAUAUUUUAGCGUCAAAAGGAGCCAAAUAAAUAUUUUAGCUUAUUUCGAUUUAGUUUUAAAAAAUUGAUAAUUUGAAUUUAAGUAAUACAAAGCUAGGUGAUCAAGUAAUAGAUUCUUUAUCUCUUGCAUUAAAAAGCAGAAACUGCUAAUUAAAAUCUCUUGAUUUAUCAAAUAAUUAUAUCACAGAUAAUGGAGCUAUAAAGAUAUUUGAAAGUAUAAAGUAGUCUCCUAAUUCCUAAUUGUAAAGAGUUAAUUUAAUUGGAAACUAUAUUAGCGAGCAGUGUGAAAAUUAUUUAAUACAGAAUAACACUCAACUUGGUAGUUCAUUUAAAUUUAAGUUAGGUUAGUAAAUGAGUGUAACUAACUUGAGCAAUUUACAUUUUUUGGAAAAUUACUACCAAGAGUUUGAAAAUAUUAAUAAAAAAAUAAACACUUUGUGGAAAAAUUACCUUGAUAAAUCUAAAAGGCUAAAUGUUAAUUAUAGUAGAACUCUUAGGGCAAUAACACAAUAAAUUACUUGUUGUAAACAGAAGGAACCUUUAAGAAAUAUGAUAGUGAAUUAAACGAAUAUAGGAAUAAAUGAAAUAGAAAUUAUUCAACUGAUUGCUAGAUAUGUGCCUAGCAUAGAAAAUUUAACUAUUACUAACUGUGAUCUAAUAAAUUAUGUGUAAUUGUAAAACUCUCAUUAAAAUUAAGAAGGAGUUCAUAAUAGUUAGCAAUCAAUAUAGUAUAGAAAUAAUGAGUCAGACUAUGAUUAAAGCUUGAUUAUUGUUAAGAUUGGAGAAAUCAUUAGUGAUAACAAUAAUAUUAAUAAUUUAUAAUUAACCAGUUUAAAUCUGACAACAAACUAAAUUAAAGACUUACUUGAGUAUUUAAAGUAUACAAAUAAGCCUAUCAGAAUUGAUUUUUCUAAAAACCUAAUUGAUGACAACGGAUUUUUAUUGAUGCUUGAAUUUUAGAAGAAUUUCCACAAAAUCUUUUAGCACAUUGUGCUUUCAGACAAUAAGCUGUCUUAUCAGGUUUUUCCUAUAUUAAUUCAGCACCUAAAGUAAGCAUAAAAUGUUGGUCUAAUUGAAGAAGUAUCUCUUGAUUCAGUGAAUGAUAUUUAGGCAAAUAACAUUGGAGAGUUUUUUUAUGAUCUUUCUUUGUUUCAACCAAAAUUAGUUAACCUUUCUCUGUGCAAGUAGCGCAUUAAUGAUUCAGUGGCAGAGACAAUUUCAUACUUUAUUAAAAAUUCUUAGUACAUUGAAAGUUUAAAUUUAAGCUUUAAUGAAUUAACAGAUGUAGGAGCUAAUGUUAUUAUCAAUGGUGCUUGGGCAAAUUAAUUUAGGUUCUAAAAGCUUUCUAUGUUAGGAAACUUUUUUUCAAAGAAAUUCUUUAAUUAUGUUUAGAAUUAGCAGUAGCAAAACAACUACAAAGUUUAAAUAUUAAUUGAACCUUCUUUAACUUCAUCAAAUUAGUAAUAAAACUAAGAAAACAUUUUGCAAGAUUUGGAGAUACGAAUGGCUUAGCUAAAUUCUUCUUUGGGUGCUGCUAAUUAAGAAGACCCUCAAAUGCCAAUUGUUGAGUAAAGUUUAAAGGAUCACGAAAUAUCUUAUCAAGCAGACCAAGUAUAAUAAGAUAUUGUUGAGUAGCCUAUAGUUUCUGGUAAUCAUGCAGCAAUCUCUCAGUCAAAAGAAACUUAGAGUGGACAUUUUCCAGUGUAAAGCAUAAAUUCUAAAAAAUUCAUUAAUUCAUAGGAGAAUAUCUAAAGCUAACAUAGCUAGCAUUAAAGUCAGAACUAACUCAGCCAAUAAAAAAUUAGAGAUUCUUAGCCAAAUAUACCUUCUUUCUUGCAAAAUUCUGAUAAACUCUCAAAUAGGCAAACCUAAGAAAAUAUAAAUUUCGAUGAAAAUUUCAAAAAACAAGAAUUCAGACAGUCCAACACUGAAUUGUAAAAAAGCUACAAAAAAGACGACAUGACAUUUGGAAUAAAUUCGUAAUAAAAAUCAGAGAAAAAUAAUAUUCCCUCAUUUGAAAAUUAACAAUAAUAUUAAUAGUAAAUAAACUUCAAGUAAAACGCUACUUCAACCACUUCAUUAGAAAACCAAAACAAAAACUAAGCAUCUGUGUAUAUAGAUGAAUACAUCAAAGAAAUACACUAAAUAGAGGGUCAUAUUAAGGACUUGUUUGAAAGAUAAACUUUCCUUGUAGAAGAAAUAAAAUAGAAGAUCUCCUUGGAACCUUAAAUAAGGAAAACAAGAUAAUAAGAGUCUGUUAAUUAACUAAGUAAAGAGUAAAUUAGUUAAAGAUCUCAUCUGUCAUAGAUUUAAAAUAGUGCUAAUGAUUUGAAUGAACAUGUGAAAAAAUCAAAGAUUAAAAAUGAUCAAAACUUUAACAAACUAAUAAACUUACCGAGUGAGCAAUAUCUUAAUAUUGAAAAUCAUUUUUCACCAUAAAUAAAUUAAAUUGGUGAAAAAAAAAGAACAUAAAAUACAUUAAGUUAGCUAGGAACAAAUAAUGACUUUAAUCAAAUGCAGUUAAAUUCAAAAAAUGACUUAAACAAGAACUAAUAUAGUGUGAGUAAUAAUCAUCUUCCAAGAAAUUUUCCGAUUUCUUCUGCUCUCUUAGAAAAUACAGAUCGCUAACAAUCUAUAAAUAGCUAAAAGGUUGUUCAUAGUCUAAACGCACUUAAGGAAAGAAUUUAAGACUUAGAAGAGCAAGUAGAGAGAGAAUCAAUAAGGUAAAUGUAACAUCCAAAUUACUAAUAAGAUGAAAGAGGAUAUCAAACUUAGUAGCAAUAACUAGUUUAAGAAAUUUUAGAAAAUAACAAGCCAUAAAAUGAGUAAUUAAAAGUUAGAAUAAACAGUAACUUACAUAGUAUAUACUAAAAGAAUGCUCCUAGCAGUGUAGCAAUAGGUAGUACUUUAAAUGAAAUUAAUGCUACGCAUAAUCAGUUAUUAGCUCCAAAAUCAAUGUAUACAGCCACUUCCAUACCCACUGAAAAUAACUUAGAGUUUUAAAGUGUUGGAUAAAACCUAAAUAAAUAUUCAAAUAAAUAUAAUCCAGCGAUCAGAUAGAGUAAGGUUAGUUCGAAUAUCCAAACAUUUACUAGCAAUUUAGUUAACGAUGAAGAUAAUAGAAAGAAUAGCUUUUUAAGUGCUAUUUAGGGAGAGACUAGGAUUCCUUAACCAAAUGAAUCUACUAUGAAGUAAAUAAAUGGUUUACAAAAUUAAAAAAAAAUAGAUCCUUAAAAUGUAAAAGAGCCUCAUUAAAGAGAUAACUCGCAAUAAAAAAAUAGAAAUUAAAGCAUACCUCCAUAAUCCAUGAUAUUGAUGGAAGAUAAUAUAAUGAAUUUAAAUGCUUCACCUCAAAGGUAGCAAAGGAACAAUGAAAUUAGAAUGAAUUAAGAUAAAGAAAUUCAAGAUUUCUUAAAUAUUCAGCACUAAAAUAUUAUAAAUCACUAAUAAAAUAGAAGCUAAGUUGAUAAUGAACCAGAAUAAAGUGAGACCUUCACUUUUUACUAAAGUGGCAGUCACUAAAUAAAUUACAAUAUGUAUUAACCUCACUAAAAUGAAUAUCAAUCUUCUAUGUAAUAAUCUAGAAUGAAUAACAGUAAUGAGUCUCCUCACAAAAUAUUGUCCAAAUAAAAGCUUUAAAUUUCACAGAUUUCUAAUGUUAGCGGUUUGAGCUAAAUGUAAACAUCAUCCUAAUCGAGCCCUUCUAAAAGCAGAAUGAAAGGCUCAAUAGUAGGAAAUAAAAACAUAGGAUUCUCAAAAAGAGUGGAUAAUGUCUAAUAUUUAGUUGAAGAGUUAGUCAAACUAAUUGAAAGAUAUGAAUAUUUAAUUUAAAUGUGCAGUGAAUUGAAAUAAAUUAAAUAAAAAAUUAUUGAAAAUCUAGGAGGCGAUUACAAUUAUAAUCAAAUCAAUAACAACAAUUUAUAAAAAAUAUGUGGCGUUGAGACCGAUCUCAGAGAUAAGAUGAAGACUCAAGAAAGACAGAUCUAUGAGAGCAUAAAUGAAUUGAGAGAAAUAGGAUUACAAAUAGAUGACUCAAAACUAAAGAAUUGGGACAAUUUAAAAGCAGUACUAAUAAGUGCUUCAGAAGAAUACUAAAAAAAUCAACAGCUUGAAAAGCAAUAGUUCGCAGACUAUAUUGAUUAUAGAAACUAAGAUUUUAUUGUAGAUUCAACAGUAUAAAAUUAAUAAUACUAGCAGUAUAAUCAAAAUUAUGAUUUUAAAUCUAAUUAAAAAAAUAGAUUACAAAAUAGUCAAACAUAUUAACUUCAUUCUUGA
Messenger RNA from Tetrahymena thermophila SB210, 5184 nucleotides. RefSeq names its product endo-1,4-beta-xylanase xylA, putative. Gene Ontology annotation, molecular function: GTPase activator activity; protein binding. Lineage: Eukaryota; Ciliophora; Oligohymenophorea; Hymenostomatida; Tetrahymenidae. The record is from RefSeq and is a predicted model, not a curated record. The transcript has 11 exons.